Zingiber officinale is the source of this 943-nucleotide messenger RNA. Its product is annotated as Golgi SNAP receptor complex member 1-1-like. Gene Ontology annotation, cellular component: Golgi membrane; cis-Golgi network; Golgi medial cisterna. Gene Ontology annotation, biological process: endoplasmic reticulum to Golgi vesicle-mediated transport; vesicle fusion. Bases 159 to 818 code for a protein of 219 amino acids. The record is from RefSeq and is a predicted model, not a curated record. The transcript is spliced from 5 exons. Lineage: Eukaryota; Viridiplantae; Streptophyta; Magnoliopsida; Zingiberales; Zingiberaceae. Gene Ontology annotation, molecular function: SNAP receptor activity.
AAACCGGAUUAGAUGUUGGUGGUCGGUUGGUGGAGUCAUUUCCUCGAUCGGUUCGUCCAUUGAUCUCAACUCCCCCGCGGCAAGAUUCCUGUCCCGGCGACUAGAAGCAAACCCUCGCCUCUCUUCUCGAUCUCACGGUCGAUCUCCGGUGAGCGAUCAUGGAGGCGUCCUCGUGGGACGCUCUUCGGAAACAGGCAAGGAAGCUUGAGGCUCAGUUGGAUGAACGGAUGACUUCUUAUCGAAGACUGGUUUCGUCAAACCCUGAUGGUUCAGUAGCAGAUUUGGAAUCUAGCAUUGAACAUUUACUGAAGCAACUUCAGCAAAUCAAUUUGCAAAUGCAAACUUGGGUAUCUUCUGGAGGUUCGCAGAUCAUUUCCCAUACAUUGACCAGACAUAAAGAAAUACUACAAGAUCUUUCUCAGGAAUUUUAUAGGCUUCGUUCUAGCCUUAGAGCAAAGCAAGAACGAUCAUCUCUUCUUCUAGAAUUCAGAGAUUAUGAUAGGGAAAAAGCAGACAUUGAAGGUGGUGCUGAUUCUGCUGAGCACGCUUUACUUAAAGAACAAGCAGCUAUAAGCAGAAAUUCAGGACAGAUGGAUAAUGUAAUAUCUCAAGCCCAAGCUACUCUAGGAGCACUUGUUCUUCAGCGUUCUACAUUUGGCGGCAUCACCACAAAGAUCAGCAAUGUCAGCAGCAGACUUCCUACGGUAAAUCAUAUUCUUUCUUCAAUUAAAAGGAAAAAGUCAAUGGACACCAUAAUCCUCUCCUUUGUAGCUUCUGUUUGUACAUUUCUCAUGUUGAUUUACUGGUUAUCAAAGUGAAAAUAGCCAUCAGGAAAUCAAGCCUGUCAAAGAUCUCCAGUAUGUAGUUGCAUAUUGUUAAGAGAACAAACACUGGUUUAUGUACCUUGUGCUUUGCUAUAUAAAGUCUUCAUUUCCUCAUUAAA